GCUGGCGGCUGGCCGGCCCGCGCGCUCCCGCCCCGCCCCCUCCCGCGCGCGCUCUCCGGCGAGGAGGAAAACGUUGCGCAGGUUCAAAAAUGGGACGUCGGCGGCGUGAGGCAACGCGAGGGGGUGUGCGCGCGUGCGCGUGCGCGUGCGCGCCCAGACUAGGGUGACUGGGACCCCGCCGGCCCCAGCAUCACGCGCGGUAGCCGCGGCCCCGCAGCUCCGCCCCCGGCCCGGCCAGGCCCGGCCCCGGGCCCGCUCGCCCGCUUCCCCGCAUGGAGCUGUCAGCCAUCGGCGAGCAGGUGUUCGCUGUGGAGAGCAUCCGGAAAAAGCGCGUGCGGAAGGGUAAAGUCGAAUAUCUGGUGAAGUGGAAAGGAUGGCCCCCAAAGUACAGCACGUGGGAGCCAGAAGAGCACAUCCUGGACCCCCGCCUCGUCAUGGCCUAUGAGGAGAAAGAGGAGAGAGACCGAGCGUCGGGGUAUAGGAAGAGAGGUCCGAAACCCAAGCGGCUUCUGCUGCAGCGGCUGUACAGCAUGGACCUGCGGAGCUCCCACAAGGCCAAGGGCAAGGAGAAGCUCUGCUUCUCUCUGACGCGCCCACUCGGCAGCGGGAGCCCCGAGGGGGUGGUCAAGGCGGGGGCACCCGAGCUGGUGGACAAGGGCCCCUUGGUGCCCACCCUGCCCUUCCCGCUCCGCAAGCCGCGCAAGGCCCACAAGUACCUGCGGCUCUCACGCAAGAAGUUCCCACCCCGCGGGCCCAACCUGGAGAGUCACAGCCAUCGACGGGAGCUCUUCCUGCAGGAGUCACCGGCCCCAGACGCCCUGCAGGCGGCCAGCGAGUGGGAGCCCACCGAGCAGCCCCCUGAGGAGGAGGCUGAGGCAGACCUGGCCGAGGGGCCUCCUCCCUGGACACCUGCGCUCCCCCCAAGUGAGGUAACUGUGACAGACAUCACCGCCAACUCCGUCACCGUCACCUUCCGGGAGGCCCAGGCAGCUGAGGGCUUCUUCCGAGACCGCAGUGGGAAGUUCUGAAUCACCGUUUUUUACUCUCUUAAACUGUUUCUUUUGGGCUUCGGGUGGGGACUUCAGAGAUGGAGGGUGGGGGCGGGGUAAUUAUUUUAUUUAAAAGAAAAACUGAGCAGAAGAAGAGGGGAAGAUCUUCCCACCCUGCCCUUCCCUCUGUGAGGGGUGUUUACAGAGAGGCCUUGGGCAAGGGCUGGCCAAGCGUUGCUCUGGAAGUUGGAGCAUCAUCCUGAGGGCAGGACAGGCUGAGGCCUCCCUGCCUGGUACACCUCCGUCCUCAUUCUCUAGGUCCUCAUUUUCUAGAGAUGCAGUGGCUGGUUCUGGGAGUUCCAGGAGCAUUGGGAGGCCCAGGCCCGCUUCCUUGAGCAGCCUGCUCCAGUCAUGUGGCUGGUUUUCCCCUUCCCUUUUCUUGAUGGGUUCUCUGUUUUGAAGUUCCACUCCAGCUCUGUGGUGGGCUGCCAAGGCUGUCUUUGACCAGAAGUGACUGAGUCACCAAGCAGGGACAGGAGGAAGGGUUUGAGAUUGUCCACUCCCUUUCAGAGCGGUCUGUAUCCUUCCCAGGGAGGAGGCUGCCAGCUGAGACGCUUCUGCUGAGUGCUCCACCCUCCCCCAUCACCUGGUCUGUGCAGAAAUAUGACGCUGAGCUGCACAGGUGUGCAGCACUGCCUUUGGCGUGUACAUCCACACAUCCCCAAGAACGUGUGUGUCUACAGACAUGUCCACGUGGGCCUUGCAAAUCUGCUUUAGAACCUGACCAAGUGAACGUGGGGUGAUUCACAGCACAAAAGAACUUGCUGCAACACCCCACGUUCCCGCCACCCUCACCUCACCUUGCAUGUGCAUCACGUGAUAGGAUUUACCCCGACUUGGUUUGACUGCAGAGGUCAGCAGAGGGCAGGGGCCUGGCCAUGGGUGCGAUGGCAUCUCUGCUGCUGGGAUGCAGAUGUGGUUUUGUGGCUGCCCCCGGCUAGGUUACAGGUGUGCAAGCCUCUGCCAAGUUGUGCAUUGCAUCAGCACAAGCGCUAAAACACUAGGGCCCUGUUCUUCCUCCCCAGGGGAGUUCUUGUUCUUUCUGACUCAGGUGACCUUUCAGCCCCCUGACUCCUGUCUUUUUCUGCCCUCUCCUCCAGCUCAUUCGAGCUGGAUGUGGUGUGGGUGUAGGCAGUCAGGGAGGGAAGGAGUGGCCUGCCACCUUCUCAGGGCAUCCCUCAACUCCUGAACCAGUCCUCCAUUCUGUGUCCCUUUCCCAUCCAACCUAAAUGCUACAGCUAAGCUGACACUGUUUUCCCGUGGGGGAACCUCCCCCGUGUCUUCCUGAGGUGGGCUGCUCUGCAUGGUGUCAGGCUGUGCACAAGCCCCACGCCCUUGCGAGGAGCUGUGUCUUCCAGGAGGAAGGCGCUUGUUUUCUAGCUUGUACAAGGUGCCCUAUGGGCUGGCAGCUUCCCUGCCAGUGAGGAGUGGCUUCUCCCUCCAUCCCAGUCCUGUAGGAGAGAAAGAACCAGAUCAGGAAGCAUGAAAAGACCAUAUACCCAUCUUCCCACCAAUGUCAGGGUAAUCUGAACAGGGAGUGGAGUGUGGCCAGAGUUUAAAACCUGCUUGUCCUUCCCAGUGUUGUUCCCCAGCCCCGUGCUGUGUCCUCAGGAAGCCAGCAGGAUCUCUGCUAAGGCACAGAGAGGGUGAUUCUUUGCCCACACCCUUUCCCCAGGUCCCAAACCAAAGAUGGCUUAUGCCCCAUUUCUGUUUGGGGUAUUCUGUUGGCAAAAUUCCCAAACCUCUCAGUGCGUGUGUGUCUCUCUCUCUCCCCCCUCCCCUUCCUCCUUAAUCCUUAGUUGUCCAGGGUCAAUUCAGUGCUUCCAUUGGGGGAUAGUCCCCGUUGGGGUGACCUGAUUCACCCCCAGCCCAGGGAAUUGAAUCUAGAGGAACAUGGGUUAAGGCAGGAAAAGGAAGGAGCGGCAGGAAUCUGACCCACCAGCUGUGGGGUCCUGGGUCGGGAAAGGGGAAGCUUGGUGUUGGGAAGACUCUGCUCCCAGCCGGGGUGAAGGUGGUGGAGAUGAGAGUUGGGGGUCUCUCUCCAGUUGGAUGUGUUGUUCCAUUGGCUUAGGACAUGGCUGGCAGCUUCCAGGAGACAUCACUUGUUCCCCAACCCCCAGGGGACACAGACUCUUCCUGCUUCCCGGGUACUUUCAAAGAAUUAUUUGUACAAUCUGUAGGUUUGUGGUUCAGGGGGCUUUUGUGGAUGAGGCAGUUGUUUUUCUUUCUGCAGCAGGAGACCUCAUUUUUCCUCUUAACUCAGUCCUUUGUGGCCCUUGGGGGAACCCUGUGGCCCAGGGAGGGCUGAACUACAGGGUGACCUGGGAUGAGUGGGCCCAAGAUGCCCAGCUCAGGGCAGCAUGUGGCUCGAGGGCUGCUUUGAGCCAGAAACAGGCGGUGGACUGCUAGGAGGAGUGCCCCCAGGACAGGUGACUUCUGUGAGGUCAUCUAUGGGUAUGGCUACACAGGCCUCCUCCCAGCCUGGAGUGUCCCAGAAGGGGCAAAGUAGAUAGUGACCUCCCCCCCCACACACCCUCCUCAGAAGGCCAGUACUCCUAGGGGUGGGGGGAGGGCUCAGAAAGUGUUUGACCACCUGCCUUUAUUCCCCCAGCCCUCUCCCUGUUGUGAAUGUAGAGACCGGUAGGUACUUUUUCUUUUGCAGUGGGACGGGAUGGGGAAAAUGUUCCUCCACCUCUGCACGGCCACUUGCACUGUGUGGCCAAGCCCAGGAGGGUUCCAGGAUCAUCACUGCUCUUAGGGAGAUAGUCCCCAGUGCCAAUUCCCUCCUCUCUUUUUGCUCUGGGGAAGGCGCUAGGCAUCUUUGAGGUGGGUGAGCUUUCGCCUUUUAAGUGCCCCGCCAGCGGCCUCCAGGUCUCAGCCCAAGAGCGCUUCCUUUGCACAGAUGAGCUUCGACUUUGUUCAGACUAAAUGAAUGUAUCUGGGAGGGGCGGGGCGGGCUGAUCCCAAGCACAAGCCUUUUCUGAGCAAGUGUGCUGGGAGAGACAGGGCGGGCAUAGAGCGUGGUUUUAUUUUUGUACUGACAUUGGUAAGAGAUGUAUAGCAUCUAUUUAUUUAGAUGAUUUAUCUGGUAAAUGAGGCAAAAAAAUAUAUUAAAGAUGAUUUAAAAAGAAAAGAAAACUCAUGGACAUUUAAUCUUUGCA
Nycticebus coucang (slow loris) is the source of this 4210-nucleotide messenger RNA. RefSeq names its product chromobox 7 (gene CBX7). NCBI's taxonomy places the organism in Eukaryota, Metazoa, Chordata, Mammalia, Primates, Lorisidae. The record is from RefSeq and is a predicted model, not a curated record. Gene Ontology annotation, cellular component: PRC1 complex. The coding region runs from base 273 to 1028 and encodes 251 amino acids. The transcript is spliced from 6 exons. Gene Ontology annotation, biological process: negative regulation of transcription by RNA polymerase II.